GGAAGGAAGGUUGAGCGGCGCCAUAUUUAAUACAUCAGUAGCUAGCUCUCGUUAGCUGUUUACAAGCUCAAACUUUUAACUAAAGGCGGAAACCUAAACAACCCCUCUACAGUAAUUAAAAAUGAAUGUAAUCGAUCAUGUACGGGAUAUGGCGGCCGCUGGACUCCACUCUAAUGUCCGGAUAGUGAGCAGUUUGUUGCUCACGAUGAGUAAUAACAAUCCGUAAGUAAUAUUAGGCCGGGGUCCGUCUAUUACCUGGGGGAUGCUUUACUAUACCAGUACAGAGCUAACUAGCAAAUAGCAAUUACUAUAAUUCAGUUACAUUAUAGUAAAAAAUGAGCCUGCAAAAUGUUCUGCUUAAGCAAUUUUGUCAGUAUGGUUUUUCUAAAUAAAGUUUUCACAGGCUGAUUUGCUUCCAAGAAUUAGCCGUGUGCAGACGCUUCUGAAAUCUGUGUUUGCUGUUGGUUGUCCUCUUUUUAGAAAUGUGAUUAUUAUGUAUUACCUUACAUGAAGACAUGCUACUGGGAUUAAAAACAUACUUUUCAAUAAUUUAGAAAAUAUUCUGAGUAAUAUGAAAAACAACAAAUUAACACUGAUGUUUGAUGACAGAUGUAGCAGUACUACACUUAACAUCAACUCCCUGGAUUACUCUGGACCCAGUUAGUUCAAGAUAGUAAUCUGUGUUUGUUUUGCUGCAUUAUUAUCCCUUCUUACUGGCUGUUUAAGGUUUAUAUUGUAGUUAAUGUAAUACCUGAGCUUGUGUCUACUCUCUGUUUACAUGAUUUCAUUAUUAGGGAGCUGUUCUCACCGGCCCAGAAGUACCAGCUCUUGGUUUACCAUGCCGAUGCCAUCUUCCAUGAUAAGGAAUAUCGUAACGCUGCUUGCAAAUACAGCAUGGCAUUGCAACAGAAGAAGGUGCUCAGCAAAACAUCCAAAGUUCGUACAUCUACAGGAGGAGCUGCAUCAAACCUACAGGCACAGGUAUGUCAGGACUGAAGCUGUCAAAAUAAUCUUGAAGCAUGUCACAGAAAACAAAGUAGGUUUUUAUCUCAAUGUUGUUUAUUUAUAGGAUUUUCUUGGCAUAUAGAUGUCAUGUACUAGUAAUAUUUAUUAAAAUUAGUGUUGUACUUUUGCUCUGUUUGCAUCAGUGUUCAUAAUAAAAUCGGUCUGAUUGUUGUUUUUCAGAGCUUGCCAUCAGAAAUUGAAGUAAAGUACAAGAUAGCCGAAUGCUACACCAUCUUAAAACUUGAUAAAGAUGCCAUCGCAGUGCUUGAUGGUAUUCCAUCCAGACAGAGAACCCCAAAGGUAAGUGGCUGAACUGCUAUCCUGUGGUCGUUACUAAAGUUGGUAUAACUAGAGAAGCAAGCGGUCGGCAACAUUCAUCUUUUGACGGGGUGUCUAAAUCGAUGUUACGGUGUGCUUGACCCCAAAUUAAUUUUAAGCCGGAAUUCAAACACACCGUCACACCGAGUUAGACACCUCAUCAAGAGAACUUUGUGUCUAUCAGCUUGUAAAAACACUGUAAUACAGUGCACCUUCUUGUUAUCUUAUAUUUCAGAUCAACAUGAUGCUGGCUAACCUUUAUAGAAAAGCUGGUCAGGAGCGUUCUGCUGUGACGAGCUACAAAGAGGUUCUGAGACAGUGUCCCCUCGCCCUGGACGCUAUCAUCGGUAUGCAUCAUCACACAGAAGACCACUUCACUGAGUCAUGUUUAAACUACAAAAGUUUAUUUUGCUUACAUUUGCAUGUUUACGUGCACUCAGUUGCUCUUUGUGGACUUUUUUUGUCCUCCAGGUCUUCUCUCAUUGUCAGUCAAAGGGGCUGAUGUGGCCUCCAUGACUAUAGAUGUGAUCCAGAGUAUCCCCAACCUGGACUGGCUCUCUGUGUGGGUCAAAGCGUAUGCCUUCAUACAUGCAGGAGACAAUCAAAGAGCCAUCAACACUAUCUGGUGAGCCAAACUGUAUAUUUAGUACAAAAUGAAAGACUAUAAUAAUUUAUUAUUAUGUUGGACUUGUUUCUUGUCCCUAACCUUCCCUCAUCUUCUCUCAGCUCUCUUGAAAAGAAAUCUCUGCUGCGGGAUAAUGUGGACCUGCUGGUGAGCCUGGCUGAUGUCUACUUCAGAGCCGGGGACACCAAGAAUGCCAUCCUUAAAUUUGAACAGGCCCAGAUGCUGGAUCCGUACCUCAUUAAAGGUGUGCUGCAGGAUGAGUGUUUAUUUUAUUGACCUAGAUUCUAUGGAAACCUUUAAAACCUGGUUUCACAGUCAUUAUUACCUGCAGCAUUGCGACUUUACUGUCCUGACUGGUUUUGUUGUUUGUACUUGCAGGAAUGGAUGUUUACGGAUACCUGAUGGCCCGAGAAGGACACCUGGAAGAUGUGGAAGUCCUGGGUGGGCGGUUAUUUAACAUUUCAGACCAGCAUGCAGAGCCCUGGGUGAUCUCUGGGUGAGUCUCAGCAGAUGUUUUAUAGCUGGUUUCAGGGUUAUGUUUGUCUAAUCACUGCUGUUUGUUGUUCAGCUGUCACAGUUUUUACAGCAAGCGUUACUCCAGAGCGCUUUACCUGGGAGCCAAGGCCAUCCAGCUCAACAGUAACAGCGUGCAGGCUCUUCUUCUGAAAGGCGCAGCGUUGAGAAACAUGGGGCGCGUUCAAGAAGCCAUCAUCCAUUUCAGAGAGGCUAUGCGCCUCGCACCCUGCCGACUCGACUGCUAUGAAGGCAUGUGUGACUGUUCUACUCUGUCCUAAUUUAAUCUCAGUGUUUUGUCAGAUGUGGCGCAUUUCUAUUCUGCAAGCACUGACUCUUGAGCUCUGACUCCGCAGGUCUGAUUGACUGUUACCUGGCCUCCAACGGGAUUCGAGAGGCUAUGGGGAUGGCUAACAACAUCUAUAAAACACUCGGGGCCAAUGCACAGACUCUGACCAUCCUCGCCACAGUGUGCCUGGAAGACCCAGUGACCCAAGAGAAAGCCAAAACCCUGCUGGACAAAGCGCUGGCUCAGAGGCCAGACUACACCAAAGCAGUGGUCAAAAAGGCUGAACUGCUCAGUACGUACAGCUUUUCAAAUCUACAAUUUCAUUUAGGAGCAGCUGGUUAAGAAACAUGAGUACAGGGAGUAGAAAUGCGUGGUGUAAUUAUGAUUAUUUAUUUUUGUGAAGGUCGGGAGCAGAAAUAUGAAGAAGGGAUCGCUCUCCUCAGGAAUGCCUUAGCCAAUCAGAGCGACUGUGUUCUGCACAGAAUGCUGGGGGAUUUCCUGGUAGCUGUCAAUGAUUACCAAGAAGCGAUGGAUCAGUACAGUAUAGCAUUAAGGUAACCAGAGGAUGUCUUUUCUACAUUCUUAAAAUUAUAUUAUACAUCUUGUUUUUAAGUGCUGUAUGGGCUCAAACCCUUAAGCUGUCAGGUUGUAAUUAUUUGUCUUUUGUCCUCAAUGUAAGCCUGGAUCCGAACGAUCAGAAGUCGUUAGAAGGCAUGCAAAAGAUGGAGAAAGAAGAAAGUCCCACAGAUGCCACAGUGGAGCUGGAUGGUGAUGACAUGGAGGGCAGUGGAGAAGAUGGAGACCUGGAGGGGAGUGACAGCGAAGCGGCGCAGUGGGCCGAUCAGGAACAGUGGUUUGGUAUGCAGUGACCCCCACUCAAAAAAAAACGGAGGGAAACACAGCGGCCCCUGUCUUCUCUCACACCGCGGCCUGUGUGGAGAUUUCAGCCAUCAGGGUAGUUCGAUGAUGCUCUCUUUCCAAAUUCGGACAUUAUAUUUAGCUGCUCAGUGGUGGAGCUCAUUGAAGCUCGUCUCUCCAGCCUCACAGGAUCAGCGGACACUCAACCUGGAGAAACCAAGUCAUCCUUGAUUGUUUAAGUGUUUAUUAAAACUCUCUCAUGUCAUUGAUCCUACACCGGCUUUAUCUUUUGCACUUCUUUUCUGCAUCUUUCUCUUUCUGUAUAUGGCCACAAGAAUUCAUGCAUCACUUCUCCCUAUAGUGAAAAUUUUUGCUAUGAGUGACACAAAAUCCUUAUAAUGUCAGGGAAUGUCAGUGUGUUUUAGAUUAUCCUAAAGUUACGUUGUCCAGUAAAGCAGAGGAGAUGUACCUGGGCUGGACCCUCAUUUGAGGGAGUACACUUUGGGGAUGGAAGGAGAAGUAAAGACGGUGAACGGCUGCAGUGAUCCUUCACACGUUAAACCAGCAAACUUUAAAUUUGCGUUCUGUUGAAACUCGACUGUGUUAGAGGUAAAAUGGCAACAGUCUCACAUGAAAAAUGUUACAAUUGUCAGUUAAAUAAGAGAAUAAUGACUAUUUUUCUGUGUUUGAAAAUAGCACGUCAUUUCUCAUGUCAUUUGUUUGUCAUUAUGUACAUGUUUACCGUUUUCUUUCUGACUGCCUUCAUGUAUAAGAGAAUAACCCUGUGACUGACUUCUUUAUUUGGGAAAUGAUCACCAUUUCAAGACAAUUGUUUAUAGUAUUUUGUACAUAUUUUUAAAGUGUAUAAUAAAAUUAUUAAACAUCCACUUGACACGAA
Molecule: messenger RNA, 4506 nt
Organism: Xyrichtys novacula (pearly razorfish)
Lineage: Eukaryota; Metazoa; Chordata; Actinopteri; Labriformes; Labridae
Source: the annotation of a GenBank genome assembly